Molecule: messenger RNA, 2877 nt
Organism: Abrus precatorius (Indian licorice)
Lineage: Eukaryota; Viridiplantae; Streptophyta; Magnoliopsida; Fabales; Fabaceae
Product: pentatricopeptide repeat-containing protein At3g29290
Exons: 2
Coding region: 179-2281 (700 amino acids)
Molecular function (GO): protein binding
Source: RefSeq, a predicted model, not a curated record
CUCAGAACCUUUUUGUUCUCAUCUGUGCCACAGAGACGUAGCUGGUAGUUUCUGCUUUCUCAAUUUCUCAAAGUUUUAACCUUUUGAAUUUUUUAUUCUCUCUGCUACAUUUGGGUCAUGCUGUGUUGUUUCAUUGUUUGAGCUGCUUCAAACUCAUCUCUUUGGUUGAUAUAUUGAUAUGGCCAUUGUGUUGAGUUUCCCGUUUCAGUUUCACACUUGUCUUCACAAGCUUUGUUAUUGUUCCUUUCUUAGUGUCCCUUUUCAUACCAAUGCUUAUACUGGCACACAUAGUAAUCUCUUUAGCAUUGUUUUAUCGUCACCACCAAAACACUGUGUGCUAUCAAUUGGAUCUACACGGUUUCAUGAGUCUACGCCACUGUCUAAGGACACGGUUCCUGCUGUUGUCGACUUUGGUGUUUGGGAACAAGAAAAACAUGUUGAUGAUGAAGGAAGAGGAGAAUUUGAUACAUCUUUUGUGUCCAAGAAGGAAUUGCCUCCUUGGGGAGAAGUAGAAAUGGAAGAUUUCAAUGAUGGUGGUGGUGGUGGUGGUGAUUGUGAUGAUGAUGAUGAUGAUGAAGGAAGAGAAGAAUUUGUUACAUCUUUUGUGUCCAAAAAGGAAUUGCGUCCUUGGAGAGAAGUAGAAAUGGAUGAUGAUGACGACGAUGAUGAUGAAAGAAUAGAAGAUGUUAAUGCAUGUAUUGUGACCAAGAAGGAAUUCCUUCCCAGUGGAGUAGAAGAUGAUGAUGAUGAUGUUGAAGGGAGAGAGGAAUUCGAUACAUCUUUUCUAUCCCAAAAAGAAUUGCCUCCGUGGGGAGCAGCGGAGGAUGAUGAUGAUGAUGGAGGAAGAGCUAAUAUUGAUGCAUAUUUUGUGGCCAAGAAGGAAUUGCUUCCCCGGGAUUCUAGACCUGUUCAAUCUACUUUGUCAGCUUCAGGGGAGACGGGACUAAUGAAUGAGCAUGGGGCACUUUUUCUGGAAGAAUUGGAUGAGAAUGUGCUAUCUAAUAGGAUUUUGGUGCUUAGCAGAACUAACAAGAUUAGAAGUGCCAUGGAGUAUUUUAGGUCUAUGGAAUUAUCUGGUCUUUGUCCAAAUAUCCAUGCCUGUAAUUCUCUUAUUUCUAGCCUUUUGAGAAAUGGGUGGUUUGAUGAUUGCUUCAAAGUGUUCAAUUUUACAAGAGCAAGAAGGAUCACAACAGGGCAUACUUAUAGCUUGGUUCUUAUGGCACAUACAAAAGUUCAUGGGUGCAAUUCAGCCCUUAGAUUCUUCAGAGAACUUGAAAGUGAAUGUGAUGCGAGGAAGGAUUUCGAUGCAAUUGUUUACAACACCGUGAUAUCGAUUUGCAGAAAUGUUGACAAUUGGAGUGAAAUAGAGAGGUUGUGUAGGAGUAUGAAGGCGAAUGGGUGUGCUGGAACACAUGUUACAUAUUGCCUAUUAAUCACUAGUUUUGUGAGAUGCAACCAAAGCGAGCUUGCUCUUUAUGCUUACCAUGAAAUGGUUCAAAAUGGAUUUGAACCAGAUAGCAAUACACUGAAUGCUAUCAUUAGUGUAUGUGCAAAGGAGGGAAAAUGGGAUGCUGCAUUAAGUGUCUUUCAGAAAAUGUUGAAGGAUGAACUUAAGCCAAACUUAGUUGCAUGCAAUGCAUUAAUUAACUCACUUGGUAGAGCAGAGGAACUCAAACUAGCUUCUCAGGUCUACAACACAAUGAAACGAUUGGACCUUAAACCAGAUGCAUAUACAUUCAAUGCUCUACUAAGUUCUCUUAACAAGGCCGGUAGGCCUCACAAAGCUCUUCAGCUUUCUGAGAUGAUUGAAAGAAAUGAAACAUCUCAAUUCAAUAUACAUUUAUACAAUACUGUUUUAAUGUCUUGCUCAAAGCUUAGGUUAUGGGAUAGAGCUAUAGAAAUUUUGUGGCAGAUGGAAGCUUCUGGACACUCUGAUUUGACGAUGUCAUAUAAUCUUGUCAUCAGGACCUGUGAACUUGCAAGGAAGCCAACAAUUGCAUUGCAGGUGUACAAGCAUAUGGUUCAUCAGAAGUGCAGUCCAAACAUAUUUACUUAUCUGUCUGUAAUUAGAUGCUGUGUUUGUGGAGAUCUCUGGGAAGAAUUAGAAGAAAUCCUAUAUCAGCCCAUGCCAAAUGCCACUCUUUAUAAUGCCGCAGUUCAAGGGCUGUGCUUACGUGGCAAGGUUAACUUGGCAAAUAAGGUCUACACAAAAAUGCUAGAAAGUGGUCUUCAACCCGAUGUCAAAACACAAAUACUAAUGCUUCGCAUGUUAAGGAAGUAGUCAGUAGUUGUUAUAACUAACUUGACAGUUUUGCAAUGAUGACCCAAAGGAGGGGAAUAUAGCAGUUAGCUGAAUCAGGGCCAGUCGAAUAAUAAAUAUUGUUUUUUUGGGUUUUUGGAGAGAGAAUUGCAGACCAAGAUUUUACUCUAAGUUUCCAACAACUGAAGUUCUUGUCUGCACACUUUUCUUUCUUUUCUUCUUCCUUUUGGUGCUGAGGUAUGUAAAGAAGCUUUUUGCUUGAUAUGUAUGUAAAUGAUGUAAAUGCGCAAGUUUUGUACAUUUUUUUCCUGCUAUAGUUUGUUCAGUCUUCUUCCUCAGUGUUGAUUCUGUACAAUUUCUUGUGCUUUUAAACGCAAGUUUUGAUAUUAUUCUUGUAGUAUUUCAUGAGCUUGCACUCAUAAUUUUGGUAUUUCUUAUUAUAUGUGGACGAUCGUACUUUCCCUUUUCUAUGCUGAGAGAUUCUAAAGAUCAAUGUAAUGACUUACUUUAGUCUGUAAGCAAAAAAUGUGGAAACAAGUAUUGUUUCCUCCUGCCCAGAACUGUGUUGAUACGAGUAUUUGUUUCAAUAGAACUAUACCGUGUGAAGGUUUCCCUUC